Molecule: messenger RNA, 3854 nt
Organism: Mercurialis annua (annual mercury)
Lineage: Eukaryota; Viridiplantae; Streptophyta; Magnoliopsida; Malpighiales; Euphorbiaceae
Product: PWWP domain-containing protein 3-like
Exons: 2
Coding region: 147-3560 (1137 amino acids)
Source: RefSeq, a predicted model, not a curated record
AUUUUGAUUUACUCUCUCUAAACAGAUUUAUUUUCUUUUUAUCUCUCUCUCAUCUGAUUCAUUUUGUUUGGAUUACGACAACAAAAUGGGGCUCUAGAUAAUUCAUAAUCUCACACAUUUUCAAAACCCUAAUCUUGAUUUAGGAAAUGGAGCAAGUUGAAACCCUACCUGAAAGUCCUAGUCUUUCUGAAGACCCACUUCCCAAAACCUCUCCUGAGAAAAGUUCUCAAGAAAAUGGAAUUAGGGUUUCUCCAAAUGGGAAGGAAGUUGGUUCUGAUGUUAAUGAUUUAGGUGGUAGUGGGGAGGUUGUUGAUGGGACUGGAGAUGCUGUUCAUUUGGGUGAUGAGGGUGAGGAAAUGAGUCUCGAAGACUUCGAAGUUAGUAAUGGCGCGUCUUCUUUGUUGGAGAUGCAGGGGAGUAAGGGUUUACAUGGGUUAGAUUCUGUUUUAGAUGUUAUGCAACUAGAUGAGGAUUUGGGUGUUGGGAGUGGGAAUGGCGAGGGCGAGGGCGAGGGCGAGGGCGAGGGCGAGGGCGAGGGCGAGGGCGAGGGCGAGGGCGAGGGCGAGGGCGAGGGCGAGGGCGAGGGCGAGGGCGAGGGCGAGGGCGAGGGCGAGGGCGAGGGCGAGGGCGAGGGCGAGGGCGAGGGCGAGGGCGAGGGCGAGGGCGAGGGCGAGGGCGAGGGCGAGGGCGAGGGCGAUGGCGAUGGCGAUGGCGAUGGCGAUGGCGAUGGCGAUGGCGAUGGCGUUUCUCCUGUUGUAGAUUUAGGCGGGGAUGUUGAUGUCGAUCUUGGGGAUGUUAGUGUUAGUCCAAGUGAUGUUGUAGAAAAGGGUCAAGUUGAUGAGGGUUUAGGGAGAGUGACAUUGGUGGAAAAUGAGGGGGAGAUUGGUAAAGUGAGUGGUGGCAACGGUGAGGAGUUGGUGAAGCAAGAGAGUGGAGAUGAUGAUCAUGAUUUUGGAAUUGGUGAUUUUGUUUGGGGGAAGAUUAAGAGUCACCCAUGGUGGCCUGGGCGGAUCUACGACCCUUCUGAUGCAUCUGAUUCAGCCUGCAAAGUGAAACAGAGGGAUAAGAUUCUCGUGGGCUACUUUGGUGAUCACACGUUUGCCUGGUGUAAUUCAUCUCAGUUGAAACCUUUAGAUGAGAAUUUUGAGAAGAUGUCCGCGCAGAGUAACGCGAAGAUAUUUGUCAAUGCAGUUGACAAGGCGAUGGAUGAUGUUGGGAGACUUGUGGACUUGGAGAUGACCUGUGCUUGUGUGCCCAAAGGCAAUUUGAUUGGAUUUGGUAGAACAUUGUCCAAGAAUGCUGGAAUUAAGGAAGGACUUCUCAUUCCUGAAGGUGGAAUUGAUAAGUUCUCAUCCACUUUGUUUGAACCCAUACAAAUUCUUGGUUCGAUAAAAGAUACUGCACAGAUUGGUAUGGCCACUAACAAACUAGAGCUUACGGUAGUAACAAGUUGGCUAUCGGCUUUCUAUCGCUCUAAAGGUGGCCACCAGUUGCCUUUUUAUAAUGAUCCAAAGCUUAUCGAAGGCCUUGAAGAUAAAUCCGGUGAUUGGGUGGUGGACUUGAGUAAUUACAGUAACGGAGGGGAUGUUAGAGUUCAAGGUCCUAUUGAAGAAGAUUGGCUUUCUUCACCUCGGAAACAGGAGCAGCCAGGUGAAAGUAUGUUGCGGAAGUGCCAGGGGGGUUCAGAGGCUGGACAUUAUCAGCGAAGGAAGCAGAAAAGCCUUGCUAAAAUUUUGGAAGGGCCCAUUGAUACUGAGGCUGAAAAUCAGGAUGAUGAGUUCACUGAAGGAGGAGCGCUGUUGAGCAAUUUAACAUCUUCAGCCAAUAGAAAAAAGAGGAAAUCUAUGGGAGAGAACACGAAUGCUGAUGCUAAAAUUGAGCCGGUGGAUGCGACUCAAGUAGAAGCUGCUUCUUCUGCAGGAAAGAAAAAGAGGAAAGCUAAUGAUGAAGUCGACGCUGAAGGCAAAAAGAAGAGGGGACGAAAGAAGAGGAAAGUCACCAGCGAUGCUGAUACUGAAGACAAUAAGAAGACGGAGGAUGUGGCUAACGCAGGAGCAACCACGCCUACAACGCCUGCACCUGGAGGAAAGAAAAGGAAAGGCAAAAAGCUUUCUGAAUCUGUCACUGAGGAAAACGCUAAACUCACUGGUCUUGAUGCUAACGCUAGUGGGGUAAAGAAAGAAACUGUUAAGACUCCUUCAUCGAGAGGAAGGAAGAAAAAGGGAAGUUCCGAUGUUAAAGAUGAUGGCAGUGCAUCUGCCAAGAAGGUGAAAAGUAACUCAAGUAACAAGGGUAAAGUAAAGGAACAAAUCACGGAUGGUUCUUUACUGAGGGAAAGGAAAAGGAGCAAGUACUUAUCUCCUCCAUAUACAAACAUCGAUAGAGGACAAAAGAAGAAUGAGGUUGAAGCCGAAUAUUUGAAAGUCUCCGGGGAGGCACGAUUAGCAGAAAAAAUGACCAAGGCUGCCAGCCAGCUUAUAUGUUCUCCUUCGAUUUUAAAGCCUAGUGGUGAGAAAGUUCAGAAAAAAUCCUCUAAAAAGCAGGGCGUAGGGCAUGCUACUUCUGAUAUUUCAGGUUCUGAAACACCGAAACAAGAUUCCAACAUUAUUGCUGAUCCAAUGAUGGCCUCUCAAUCACCGAAACAAGAUACCAACAACAUUAUUGUUGAUCCAGUGAUGGUUAAGGCUCCUGCUAGCGAAGUUCUAUCCAAAAUGCGAUCUGCAGCUCUUAAUCCCACUUCUUUGAAGGAAACCAAUUCUGUUAAUGCGGUUGAGGAAUUCGUUUCUGCUUUCAGAAAUUCAAGCUAUUGCACUGUGCUGGAUGGUGAAUACAGGGAGCUUUCUUCAGGUAAAAAGAGGAAGUUGCAAAAAAGUGAAGCAGGGUCAUCGAUAAAGGAGCAAUAUAAGAGUGACCAAAGCUCAGCUGAUCAGAAAUUCCGGCCAACAAAAUCUAAAAAGAAGGAAGCAAAGAUGGAUAAGCCUAAAACAAAAGAAGCUGACAGUGCACCAGAGAUGAACACAAAAGAAAAUGAUGAAUCUGAAGGCGCAGUCCUUUAUGCAUCAUUUGGUCCAGGAUCUAAUUUGCCUACAAAGAAUGAUCUGACUCAGAUGUACGGAAAGUACGGAGCUUUAAAUGAACAAGAUACAGAGAUGUUUUACACUAAUUUCUGUGCAAGAAUUGUGUUUUUAAAUUCUUCAGCGGGAGAAGAAGCCUUCAACGAAUCUCUGCUUUCCAGUCCUUUUGAAUCAGCUUCAGUGACUUUCCGGCUUCAUUAUGGUGCUGCAGAAACCAAGACUCGAGAAGUCAGAGAAAUAUCAAGUAAUGAAGUUCCUCCGCAGGCGAAAGAGAGAGCAAUGACCACUCAAGGUAUGCCAUCUGGUUCACAAUCUUCUGAUAGCAAUGAGUCACAACUGAACUUUGUAAGACAGAGGCUGGAGACAAUAGCAUUAUUGGUGGAGUCCUCAGUUGGAAAGAUAGCUCCGGACAUGAAAUCGACUUUAGAAGGUGAAAUGAAAGUUGUCUUGGAGAAGGUAAUAUCUAUGGUAGAUGGUUCAUCUUAAUUAGUACAGCAGGUGAUUUUAGAGAGUAGAGAGAGUAGAACUUUUGUUUUUGCCCGGGGGGAGAACGGAAUACACAGGUAUGAUGUAUGUGCAGGUGUAGAGAUAGUUGUUUUUGGGUAUAUCUGUAUGCAUGAUUGUGAUGAUGGCAAGUAGUGUAGGAGUUUUGUUGUGUGAUACAAAUGGUUAGUUUUGUUCAUUCAGCUAUGCUUACCACCAUAGACAGGUUAUUAGUAUGAUAUAUAAUUCGUAUUGCAGGACAUGCAAAUUUAUGAAUAUAGACUCGGUAUUAUCCAA